Molecule: messenger RNA, 2052 nt
Organism: Porites lobata
Lineage: Eukaryota; Metazoa; Cnidaria; Anthozoa; Scleractinia; Poritidae
Source: the annotation of a GenBank genome assembly
AAACAAUCAAUAGAACAGUUAAUCAUUUCACAUCCAGUUCAUGGUGGGAAAGCGAACAACCACCUUCCAGCUGCUGUAGGACUAGUAGAGACACUGUGUACUAAAUUCAGUCAGAAACAAUUAGUCACAACUGUUUCACGAAAGAGAAAAUUGUGUGCAACUGUUUUCCCUCAAAUCUAUAACACUAAGGGAAAAGACUUUGAAAAGUCACAAGAAAAUGUGUUGCGUAGCAUUGCAACAUAUUUUUGUAAGGGAGUGAUGGGUAAAGCUAAGUACAGGUCUGUCUAUCAAUCCGUCUCUAUGAAAAAGGGAGUUAAGAAAGGGUUUAAACGUUACAGAUUGAAAGUAAUGGGUUGUAAAAUUCCAUCCCUGCUCCCAUACAUCAAACUGAUGGAGCAUGUAAAAACCAUCGACCUUGGCAAAAUAGGUAAUGUAGGAGAAGUGUUUUGUGCAGAUCUUAAAGAGGAAGAAAAAGUGAAUGGCUGUUUCAGAUACUUACCAGAUUUCCUGCCAUCACUUGCCUCUUUUUACUUAACUUUAGAGCAACAAACAGAGGAGAGGUUGUUGUGGUUUAACACACCUAACACAUUUCAGGUUGUUCUUGGGGGAGAUGGUGCCCGUUUUGGGAAAGAUGAUACAGUCACUGCUUGGAAUGUUAGUUUUCUCAAUAGGGGACAACAUAUCUUAAGCAGUAGUGAGAACUUCCUCAUUUUUGGAGCUAACUGCUCUGAAAGUUCUGUUCCCGUACAAAGGUAUGUGAAGCACCUCUUACAAGAGAUGACCACUAUCGAAAACAAAAGCUACAGUAUUAAUGGGAAAGACAUCAAAUUUAAGUUGGUAGAGUUUCCUAAUGAUCUCAAAAUGCUGGCAUUCCUUGCUGGAGAACUAUCUUUAAGUGCCAGAUAUUUCUCAACCUUUGGCAAUGUGAGCACUGCUGACUGCAGUCAUGUAAAAGGGACUUUUGGAGCUGGUCCUGGCAAUAAAUGGAAGCCAUGGGUCUACGACAAAAGGGUGGCUGUUGCAACGGAGGUUGAAAAGGUAAAGAAGCAGGUCAGUAAACAGAAAGUUUCAGAGAAAACAAAGCGAAAAAAAGUAACUGACUUUAUUGCCUCGAAAGGCAGUAGACAAGAAUUUGAACCAUUGGUUGGAAAGUUUAUUGAUAGAACACAUGUCGAACCAUUACAUCCAAAAAACAAUUCUUGUCAGCAAUUAUUUACCCUGAUCCUAUAUGAAAGCAUUGGAAAGUCAGCACUUGCAUCAAGCAUCUCAGACUUUGAUGCUGUGCCUUGUACAUCCCCAUUUUAUAAAUUGGUCAACUGCCUUCAAAAAAAGGUCAAAAUGGGUCGUCUUGCUAAGAAAGUGAUUAGGUGGUUUAAUGAAAACAAAGAUCUUGCCCGGUUUCAAUACAGAUUCACUGGUCAAGAUUCUCAUUUGUUCCUACAGAAUUUCAUGUUUACAAUUGAUUCUAUCAAGCAAGCACAUGAUUCAGAGAAGCAAACCUUUUCUCUCCAUGUAUUUGCCUACAUGUCACUGCAAUCGAGGCAAAUUGUCUCCCUGUUUUGUAGAGUUGUCAAUGUUUCUCAGGAAAACAUUGCAGAGCUUAAACAGUGCUGCAGCAGCUUAUUUGGCACAGUGACCCCAACAACCUGGACUGUGGGACAUAUCAUUCCUGCCCAUGCAUCUGAUGUUUGUCAGAAAUACAACUUGGGCUUAAAUGCAGUGUCUAUGGAGGGCCGAGAAGCCAAGCAUAUGGCAAUUCGAAGGUAUAGCCAGAAUACCAAUCAUCAUGCAAGAUGGAUGCAGAUUUUUCAGCACGAAUUUGUUCACCUUAUCUGGCUGAGAGAAAGGGGCUAUGGGGGAGAAGAUAUUUCUAGAUCUAAGCAAACCUAUAUACCACUAAGGGUAACAAAUGGACAAGCCUGUUUUUGUGGCUUUGACAAAGGGCCUGAAGAAGACAAGUGCUGUUAUUGUUCACAUAACUACAGAGCCCAAAUUGAGAAGAGUGUUCAACUAGGGAAGAUCACUGUAGACAAGAAUCUCUGUUCUGUAUAG